This is a messenger RNA of Caenorhabditis elegans, 363 nucleotides long. RefSeq names its product INSulin related (gene ins-15). The record is from RefSeq and is marked reviewed. Gene Ontology annotation, biological process: signal transduction. NCBI's taxonomy places the organism in Eukaryota, Metazoa, Nematoda, Chromadorea, Rhabditida, Rhabditidae. Gene Ontology annotation, cellular component: extracellular region. Gene Ontology annotation, molecular function: hormone activity. Bases 19 to 363 code for a protein of 114 amino acids. The transcript is spliced from 2 exons.
UAAAUUAAUUUUCAGAUAAUGAAGCUUCUUCCUCUCAUUGUGGUUUUUGCUCUUUUGGCAGUCAUAUCAGAAUCAUAUUCUGGAAAUGACUUCCAACCUCGUGACAAUAAACAUCAUUCCUAUCGUUCAUGUGGGGAAUCGUUGAGCCGACGAGUUGCAUUUCUGUGUAAUGGUGGAGCUAUUCAAACAGAAAUACUAAGAGCUCUGGAUUGUUGUUCCACUGGUUGUACGGACAAACAGAUCUUUUCUUGGUGUGAUUUUCGUAAGUUAACAAGGAAGGAGAAACAGAAUUAUUCAGGUUUAAUUUUCAGAAAUUUGAACAGGACACAAAUAGUUUCUUUUCUACUUUGCCAUGUUGAAUAA